AUGAUUCACCCCCCGCCCGUUGGGCAAGUCCCCGUGGGGGCGCACGUGACCGGGAAUGGGCCCCACGUCCCCCCCCCGCGCCCCCAUGGACUUCCUCCCGCGCCCCCCGACCACCGGCAGUCCUCCCACCACAUCCACCACCCCCUCUCCACGCACCUGCCCCCCGACGCCCGGCGCAAGAAGGGGGCCCCCAAGAAGGGCAAGAAGAAGCCCCGCCGCCCCUCGGCCCCCGGGGAGACCCCCACCAUCGAGGAGGCCGAAGAGGAUGAGGAGGAGGCGGGCGACACCGAGACCGAGCGCUCGGCCGAGGAGCUGCUGCAGCCCCCGCCCCCCGAGGCCGUGCAGUUCUUCCUGCAGGAGGAUGAGGUGCCCGAGCGCCGGGGGGAGGAGCCGGGGACCCCCCCGGCACAGCCCGGACCCCCCCCAGAGCCCCGGGGGUCUGCGUCCCCCAGGGGAGCCCAGGCGGGCAGCCCCGAGGAGGAGCAGGGGGGUCCGUCGGCGGAGGGGGGCUCCCCCGGUCGCCCCGUGGGCAAGUGCCCGCCGGGGGGGCACCGGAGCUACAACCUGCAGGAGCGGCGGCGCAUCGGGAGCAUGACGGGCGCCGAGCAGGAGCGGUACCAGAAGGUGCCCACGGACGAGUCGGAGGCGCAGACACUGGCCUCGGCCGACCUGGACUACAUGAAAAGUGAGGGGGGGCACCCCGACACCGGGGGGGGACACCCUGUGCCCGGGAGGGGGACACUCCGCCACCGGGGGGGCCGUCGGCGCAGCCGGAGCCGUGCCCCGGGGCCAGCGUCCCCCCGGCCCCGUCAGGUGUUUGUGGAGCUGAACGAGCUGGUGGUGGACAAGAACCAGGAGCUGCAGUGGAAGGAGACCGCGCGCUGGAUCAAGUUCGAGGAGGACGUGGAGGAGGAGACCGAGCGCUGGGGGAAACCCCAUGUGGCCUCUCUCUCCUUCCGCAGCCUCCUGGAGCUGCGCAAGACCCUGGCCCACGGGGCCGUGCUGCUGGACCUGGACCAGAAGACGCUGCCGGGGGUGGCCCAUCAGGUGGUGGAGCAGAUGGUCAUCACCGACCAGAUCCGGGCCGAGGACCGCGCCAACGUGCUGCGGGCGCUGCUGCUCAAGCACAGCCACCCCAGCGACGAGAAGGACUUCUCCUUCCCCCGCAACAUCUCGGCGGGCAGCCUGGGCUCGCUGCUGGGCCACCACCACGGCGCCACCCACCUGCCCGGGGCCGGAGAGCCCGCCGUCACCGAGCCCCUCAUCGCCGGCCACGCCGCCGAGCACGACACCCGCAUCGACGUGGAGCGGGAGAGGGAGGUCCUGGCCCCCGCGCCCCCCCCCGGCAUCACCCGCUCCAAGUCCAAGCACGAGCUGAAGCUGCUGGAGAAGAUCCCGGACAACGCCGAGGCCACCGUGGUGCUCGUGGGCUGCGUGGAGUUCCUGGACCAGCCCACCAUGGCCUUUGUGCGGCUGCGGGAGGCGGUGGAGCUGGAGUCGGUGCUGGAGGUGCCGGUGCCCGUGCGGUUCCUCUUCGUGCUGCUGGGCCCCAGCAGCACCCACAUGGACUACCACGAGAUCGGCCGCUCCAUCUCCACCCUCAUGUCCGACAAGCAAUUCCACGAGGCCGCGUACCUGGCGGACGCGCGGCAGGACCUGCUGACGGCCAUCAACGAGUUCCUGGACUGCAGCGUGGUGCUGCCGCCCUCCGAGGUGCAGGGCGAGGAGCUGCUGCGGAGCGUCGCCCACUUCCAGAGGGAGAUGCUCAAGAAGCGGGAGGAGCAGGAGCGGCGGCUGCUGCUGGAGCCAAAGUCCCCCGAGGAGAAGGGGGAGAAGACGGAGAACCUGAUCGGGGUGUCGGAGCUGAUCAUCGCCACCUCCCUGCAGGGCGUCCUCUUCUGCCUGCUGGGGGCACAGCCCCUGCUCGUCAUCGGCUUCUCGGGGCCCCUCCUCGUCUUCGAGGAGGCCUUCUUCUCGUUCUGCACCUCCAACGAGCUGGAGUACCUGGUGGGACGCGUCUGGAUCGGCUUCUGGCUCAUCCUCAUCGUGCUGGUCAUGGUGGCCUUCGAGGGCAGCUUCCUGGUGCGCUUCGUCUCCCGCUUCACCCAGGAGAUCUUCGCCUUCCUCAUCUCCCUCAUCUUCAUCUACGAGACCUUCUCCAAGCUAGCCAAGAUCUUCCAGGAGCACCCCCUGCACGGCUGCCUGCGGGCCAACGGCAGCGGGGCGGAGGCGGCGCCGUGGGGCAACGGCAGCGGGGUCCCGGCCGAGGUGCGGGGGCAGCCCAACACGGCGCUGCUCUCGCUGGUGCUCAUGGCCGGCACCUUCUUCAUCGCCUUCUUCCUCCGCAAGUUCAAGAACAGCCGCUUCUUCCCCGGACGGGUGCGUGGGGCAGGCGGGACGGCCCCGGGCCCGCAGAAGCUUAGCGUGCCCAGCGGGUUCUCGGUGACGGCCCCCGAGAAGCGGGGCUGGGUGAUCAACCCCCUGGGCGAGAGGAGCGACUUCCCCAUCUGGAUGAUGGUGGCCAGCGGCCUCCCCGCCGUCCUCGUCUUCAUCCUCAUCUUCAUGGAGACCCAGAUCACCACGCUGAUCAUCAGCAAGAAGGAGCGGAUGCUGCGGAAGGGCUCCGGGUUCCACCUCGACCUCCUGCUCAUCGUGGCCAUGGGCGGCUUCUUCGCGCUCUUCGGGCUGCCCUGGCUGGCGGCGGCCACCGUGCGCUCCGUCACCCACGCCAACGCCCUCACCGUCAUGAGCAAGGCCGUGGCGCCCGGGGACAAGCCCAAGAUCCAGGAGGUGAAGGAGCAGCGGGUCACGGGGCUGCUGGUGGCCGUGCUCGUCGGCCUGUCCAUCGUCAUCGGGAAGCUGCUGCGGGAGAUCCCGCUGGCCGUGCUCUUUGGCAUCUUCCUCUACAUGGGGGUCACCUCCCUCAACGGCAUCCAGUUCUACGAGCGCCUGCAGCUGCUGCUGAUGCCCCCCAAGCACCACCCCGACGUCCCCUACGUCAAAAAGCCGCCCCACCACCCCCUCACCACCACCAUCCCCUCACUGACCAUCAUCACCAUUAUCAUCCUCACCACCCCCCUCACCACCACCAUCCCCUCAGCACCAGUGACCACCAUCACCAUUAUCAUCCUCACCACCAUUAGCACUGUCACCAUCACCACCAUCAUCAUCACCACCUCCACCAGUCACCACUAUCACCACCAGCAUCAUCAACACCAUCAUCACCAUCACCACCCACCAUCAUCACCAAACACCAUCACCAACCACCACCAUCAUCAAAUACCACCACCAUCACCAACCACCAUCCCCCCCCACAACUGCCCAACCAGCCCCGCCAUGGUGGGGGGACCCCGCUCUGAGGGGAGGGGGGACAGUGCCUGCUCCUUCUGA
Molecule: messenger RNA, 3390 nt
Organism: Calidris pugnax (ruff)
Lineage: Eukaryota; Metazoa; Chordata; Aves; Charadriiformes; Scolopacidae
Gene: SLC4A2
Product: solute carrier family 4 (anion exchanger), member 2
Exons: 17
Coding region: 1-3390 (1129 amino acids)
Biological process (GO): bicarbonate transport; monoatomic anion transport; regulation of intracellular pH
Cellular component (GO): plasma membrane; apical plasma membrane; basolateral plasma membrane
Molecular function (GO): solute:inorganic anion antiporter activity; monoatomic anion transmembrane transporter activity
Source: RefSeq, a predicted model, not a curated record